UCAGGCGCUGAGUCCGUCGAACAUAAAGCGACUCCGCCAGACUGCACGCUGAUGAAGAAAUUACUGAUUUGAAAAUGAAAGGUCUAUCUUUUUUUCCUCUCAUAGCGUUGCUAUGGCAAUGCAGCCGAGCGCAGCAAAGGGGUCUGUUUCCAGCUGUGCUGAAUCUGGCCUCCAUGGCAGAGAUAAGGACCAACGCCACCUGUGGAGAGUCAGGACCGGAGAUGUACUGCAAACUGGUGGAGCACGUCCCGGGACAGCAAGUCAGGAACACGCAGUGUCGCAUCUGCAAUAACAACAGCGAGAGGCCAUUUGAGCGCCACCCGAUUGAAUAUGCCAUAGAUGGAACUAACAGAUGGUGGCAGAGCCCCAGCAUUAAGAACGGCAUGGACUACCAUUACGUCACAAUCACACUGGACUUACAGCAGGUUUUCCAGAUAGCUUACAUAAUCCUGAAGGCUGCCAACUCCCCUAGACCAGGUAACUGGGUUCUGGAGCGUUCCCUGGAUGGUGUGACCUUUACCCCCUGGCAGUACUACGCCAUCACAGACACUGAGUGCCUCACCCGCUUCAACAUCCUGCCCCGCACUGGUCCCCCAUCUUACACCCGCGACGAUGAGGUCAUCUGCACCUCAUUCUACUCCAAAAUUCAACCCUUGGAGAAUGGAGAGAUCCACACAUCUCUGAUUAAUGGAAGGCCGAGCGCGGACGACCCAUCCCCGACCUUGCUGAACUUCACCUCGGCGCGUUACAUCCGCCUGCAGUUCCAGCGAAUCAGAACCCUCAACGCCGACCUCAUGACCCUGGCCUUCAAUGACCCCCGCGACGUCGACCCGAUCGUGACCAGGCGGUAUUUCUACUCGAUCAAAGACAUCUCAGUCGGAGGGAUGUGUAUCUGCUAUGGUCAUGCGAAAGCCUGUCCCCUGAACAUUCAGACCAAGAAAUUCAGCUGCGAGUGUGAACACAACACGUGCGGGGAGAGCUGCGACCACUGCUGCCCCGGCCACAACCAGAAACCCUGGAUGGCCGGGACCUUCUUGACUCGACACGUAUGCGAGAAGUGCAACUGUCAUGGGAAAUCUGAGGAGUGUUACUUCAACCAGACGGUGGCAGACAUCAAACAGAGCCUGAACACCAAAGGGGAGUACCUGGGGGGAGGGGUGUGUGUGGGGUGUGUCAGGAACACAGCCGGGGUGAACUGCCAGACCUGUACAGAGGGCUACUACAGACCCAGGGGGGUGAGUCCGACAGACUUCGACCCAUGUCGGCCCUGCUUCUGUGACAAGUCAGGCUCGCUCUCCCCAGCUUGUGUCCCGGACCAGUCGCAGGCUGAAGGAGACCUCACGGCAGGUUCGUGCCGCUGUAAGCAGGGCUACGGGGGGCUGCGCUGUGACAGGUGCGCCUUCGGCUACAGCGGCUUCCCUGACUGUGUCCGCUGUACCUGCAGUCUGGACGGAAGCCAAAACAAGGAUCCCUGUCAGUUGCCCUGCGUAUGCAAGGAAAACGUGGAGGGGGAAAACUGCGACCGCUGCAAGACAGGUUUUUACCAUCUCCUGGGCGAGCAUCUGCACGGCUGCGAGAAGUGCUACUGUUCCGGAGUGGCGAGCGACUGUUCCGACUCCCACAAGGCCUACAGUAAUGAGACAUCCAUGGCGGGCUGGUUCCUGACUGCAGAAGAUGGGGAGGGGAAGGUGUGGCCGGACACCAGCAGAGACAAGGACGGGCCCUGGACACUCAGUGUUAAUAACCAGGAGGCCCGAAGACACCUGCCUUCUGUUUACUACUGGAGGGCACCUGGAGAAUACUUGGGCAACAAGCUCACAUCCUUUGGUGGAAGUCUUGUCUACACCGUCUCAUAUGACGCCGGGGAGAAAGACGAGGAUAUUAGAGUCAACUCGGCUCCUAAUGUCAUCAUAGAGGGCAACGGGAUAAAAAUGAUUGACAGUCGAUUCGGCCUGCCGGUGUACCCUUUCUCUGAGAGCACAAAGAGGAUUGUGCUCUACCCUGACCACUUUGAGAAUCAGCGGACGGGCCUGCCUGUCAGCAAAAGGGACUUCAUGAUAGCUCUAACUAAUGUGAGCAGCCUACUCAUCAGAGCUUCACACAGCAAUGAGCAGGUCGCCAUCUACAGGCUCCAUUCUGUCAGUCUGGAAGUGGCCAGUGAGGUCUCCAGGGGUGAGAAUCUGGCCAGUGCGGUGGAGAUCUGUCGCUGUCCCCCAGGAUACAGUGGAACGUCUUGUGAGAUGUGUUCGGUUGGGCAUCGAAGGGUUAACGGGACCGCGUUCAAAGGAGUGUGUGAACCAUGUGACUGCCACGGCCACACCACACGCUGUGAUGACCACACUGGGCAAUGCAUGGGCUGUGCAGAACACACCACUGGAUUCCACUGUCAUGAAUGUAUUCCUGGUUUCUAUGGGGAUGCUACCAAGGGAACAGCCAAUGACUGCCAGCCCUGCGCGUGCCCCCUAAACAUCCCAUCCAACAACUUCAGCCCUACGUGCCAUGAGGACCUGUCAGGGGAGCUGUUGUGUGACCAGUGCCCGCCAGGAUACACAGGACCACGGUGUGACAGGUGCACCAACGGCUAUUUCGGUCAACCUGGGAUAAGGGGGGGCUCAUGCCAGCCCUGCCGCUGUAAUGCUAACCUGGACCUGGCCUUACCGCAGAGCUGUGACCCCAUCACCGGCUCCUGCCUGAGGUGUAAGGACGGCUACGCCGGGUCCACCUGUGACAUCUGCGCCGAGGGGUUCUUCGGGGACGCCAUCGAGGCAAAAAACUGCCAGCCGUGCCAGUGUCACCAGAAUGGCUCCGUGUCGGAGGUGUGCCACCGGGAGAACGGGCAGUGCCAGUGCAAGCUGCACGUGGUUGGACGCCAGUGCGAUGAAUGCAUGCCUCAGACGUACGGCAUCCAGUCCGCCGGAGGCUGUGUCCCCUGCAACUGUAACUCCUUCGGGUCCAAGUCCUUCGACUGCGACGCCUCGGGCCAGUGCCGUUGCCAGCCCGGUGUCUCCGGGCCCAAGUGUGACCGAUGCGCUCCAGGACACUUCAACUUCCAGGAGGGCGGCUGCACACCAUGCCAGUGCGCCCAUGUGGGAGAUAAUUGCGACGUCAACACGGGACAGUGUGUGUGUCCUCCCAACACCGUCGGGGAGAGAUGUGACAAAUGCGCCCCUAAUCACUGGGGUCAUGACAUCACGACCGGCUGCAAGGCGUGUGGCUGCAACCCACUAGGCUCGGUCACCCAGCAGUGUAACCCCAACACGGGCUGCUGCAUGUGCCGGGAGAAGUUUCACGGAGAGAAGUGCAGCGAGUGUAAGCUGGGCUACCGGGACUUCCCACAGUGCAUUUCCUGCGACUGCAACGUGGCCGGUUCAGACAGCCAGACCUGCGACGCGGAGCGGGAUGUGUGCGCAUGUGCAGACAGGACAGGAAAAUGUAGCUGCAAGGAGAACACCCAGGGUCUGCACUGUGACCAGUGUAAGGCGGGGACGUUUGGCCUGAGCACCCGGAACCCACAGGGGUGCAGUCGGUGUUACUGCUUCGGCAUGUCCAGCACCUGCUCCGAGGCCCCGGGGCUCAUCCGCAUGUGGCUUUCUCUGAAACCAGAGCAGACCAAGCUACCUCUAGUGGACCAAGACAACCAGAGGGAGACCACUCGUGGAGUCACCUUCCAGCACCCAGAGAUUGUUGUCAAAGCUGAGCUGGUCAACCAGAUGCUUACUGAGCCGUACUACUGGAGACUUCCUGAGCAGUUCACGGGGUCCAUGAUCACAGCCUAUGGCGGCAAGCUCAAGUACGCCAUCUACUUUGAGGGACGUGACGAGACGGGCAGCACGUCUUAUGAGCCUCAGGUCAUCAUCAAAGGAGGGCCCAACAGGGACAAGGUGAUGGUCCGCCACACACAGGGACUGCAGAUCGGACAGCUCACCCGCCAUGAGAUCGACAUGACAGAGCACGAGUGGAAGUAUGAAGACAGGAGGGCCAUGACGCGUGAGGACUUCAUGGACGUGCUGUUUUACGUUGACUACGUCCUCAUCAAGGCUUCCCACGGGAACAUGAUGAGACACAGCAGGAUCUCUGAGGUUUCUUUGGAGGUGGCGGAAGAGGGAAGGCCGACCGUGGAGACAGAGCGGGCCCAUCAGAUAGAGAAGUGUAACUGCCCCCUUGGCUACUCCGGCCUUUCCUGUGAGGAAUGUGGCGCCGGGUUUUACCGCCUGUCCGCCCGCGGCGGUGGUGCCGCCUCUCGAGCGGGCAUCGGGAGCUGUGUGCAGUGCCAGUGCAACGGGCACAGCGGGGCCUGUGACCCGGACACAUCCAUCUGCCAGAACUGCCAGCACAACACGGAGGGAGACAGGUGUGAACGCUGCGCCCCGGGUUACUAUGGCGUAGUCAGGGGCCGACCCGACGACUGCAAGCGCUGCGCCUGCCCCCUCGUCAGCCCGGAGAACAAUUUCAGCCCUUCCUGUGUAACGGUUGGAUUCCACGACUACCGCUGUACCGCCUGCCCCGACGGCUACGAGGGACAGCACUGCGAGAGAUGCGCCACGGGUUACCACGGCGACCCCCGCGCCCCCGGCGGCAAGUGUGAGGAGUGUAAGUGUGACCUGUACGGCGCGUGGCCCCAACCGUGUGAUCCCGGCUCGGGCCAGUGCCGCUGUCGCCCCGGGGCCUCUGGUCGCACCUGCAGUCAGUGCAUGGAGAGGCAUGUGUGUGGGCCCUCUGGAAUCGUGUCCUGUGAUGACGACUGUUCUGGGCUCCUCAUCAGCGAUAUGGACAGAUUGCAUCGUAUCAUCACCAGUGUGAACCUAACCACCCCUCUGCCACCACCAUACAAAGUACUCUACCGCUUUGAGAACAUGACUGAGGAACUCAAGCACAUGCUUUCACCACAGAACUCGCCGGAGAGACGCCUGCAGCUGGCCGACGGUAACCUGGGAAGCCUCGUGACGGAGAUGGAUGACCUGCUGAGUCGGGCAACCAAAGUGUCGGCAGACGGCGAGCAAACAGGCGACGAUGCUCAGAGGAUCCACAGCCGAGCUGAAGACCUGGAAUUAUUCGUGAAGAACACCCUUCUGGCUGCAGAAGCUCUGAAGGUCAAAGCUAAAGAGCUGAAUGAGACUCUGGGCAGCAGGAACGGCGCUCCAGAGAAGAGCCUGAACCAGAUGCAGAAAGAGAUUGAAAGCAUGCUUGCCGAGCUCCGCAAACGUCAGCUGGGAGGCAAGAAGCACAUCUCUGAGGAGGAACUGGGACUGGCAGAGGCCUUAUACCAGAAGGUGAAGCGUAUCUUUGGGGACCCCCACCAGGCUACAGAGGACCUAAAGGCCGAGGUGACAGAGAAGAUGGACGAUCACAGGGCCAAGCUGGACGACGCCCAGGCUCUGCUGAAGGACGCCCAGGGAAAGAUCAGAGAGGCCGGGGUCCUGUCCGGACAGAACCAGCGUAACAUCACAGCCCUGGAGAGAAAGAAGGAUGCUGUGGGCUCAGUGAAAAAAGGAACAGAAGAUGUGCUGAUAGAAGGAGAGCGCAUUCUUGCUGAAGCCAACGGGCUCUCAGACAACAUCAAUAAGGAGAUAGAGGAUCUGGAUGAUAUGGAGCGGGAGCUGGGUCCUCUCCAUGAGCAGCUGGACUACAGGGUGAGCCGUCUAACCCAGGGCCUGAGUGGAGACACCCUGACUGGCCUGCUGCAGCAUGCUGAGCGCCACGCUGCCCAGCUCAAAGAGUCCUCUGGAAUCCUGGACAGCAUCCUUGCUGAGGCCAAGAACCUGUCCUUCAACGCCACGGCGGCAUUCAACGCAUACAGCAACAUCAAGGACUUCAUCGAGCAGGCUGACAAAGAGGCGAAGCAGGCCAAGGCACGCGGGACAGAAGCCCUUCAGCUGGCCUCGGGACCCAAAGGUUCUUUGAAGGAUAAUGCCAAGAAUUCUGUUCAGAAGAGCGUUCAAUUGUGGAACGAAGCCAAGCAGUUACAGAACGAUGUGAAAGAGAACAGCGCGAGUGUGGGCAGUCUGCAGGCCAGGGUGAACGCUGGUGGCUCGAAGAACAAAGGUUUGCUGAAGGAUCUGGACGAUGUGUUGGGGAAGCUAAACGCCAUCCCCGACGACACCGCAGCUAAGCUCCAGGCCACGAAAGCCAAGGCGGUAGACGCCAAUAACACAGCCAACGAUGUCCUGGCCCGACUGAGAGACAUGAACGUCAACUUGAUGGGCCUGCAGAGGAACUACAGCAAGCUGGAGGAUGACGUCAGCAAGGCCAACAACAUGAUCCAGGACCCUGAGAAAAACACAAUAAUCCAUGCAGCAGGGGCCAAGGUGAAGGACCUGGAAGACGAGGCGGACAGGCUGCUGGAGAAACUGAAGCCAAUCAAGGAGCUGCAGGACAACCUCAAGAAAAACAUCUCUCAGAUUAAAGAGCUGAUCAACCAGGCGCGCAAGCAGGCCAACUCGAUUAAAGUCUCUGUGUCAUCCGGUGGAGACUGUAUCCGUGCGUAUCGGCCGGACAUCAAAAAGGGAAGCUACAACACCAUAGUCCUGAAUGUGAAGACCACAUCCCCCGACAACCUGCUCUUCUACCUGGGCAGCGCCCAAUACAUUGACUUCCUGGCCCUUGAGAUGCGUAAGGGCAAGGUCAGCUUCCUGUGGGACGUGGGUUCUGGUGUGGGAAAGGUGGAGCACGCGGACGUGACGAUGCACGACGGCAACUGGCACCGGAUCGAGGCCUCGCGGAAUGGCAUCAAUGGCACCAUCUCUGUCUAUGCGAUGGAGGGUCCAAGAGCUGGCAUCAUGCCUACCUCUAAGAGUGGCACGUCUCCUGCCGGCUAUACUAUCCUGGACGUCGACCAGAAUGCCUACCUGUUUGUCGGCGGCAUAUUGGGCAGUGUGAAGAAAGCGGACGCGGUCAAAACCUCCACUUUCUCCGGGUGCAUGGGAGAGGCCUACCUGGACAACAAGCCCAUCGGCCUGUGGAACUACAGGGAGAGAGAGGGAGACUGCAAAGGAUGUGUCGUUAGCCCUCAGCCUUCUGACACGGAGGGGACGGUUCAGUUUGAUGGGGAGGGCUACGCUGCUGUCAGCCGGCCUACCCGAUGGAACCCCAACGUCUCCACCAUUAUGUUCAAGUUCCGCUCCUUCUCCACCGACUCCCUGCUCAUGUACUUCGCCACUAAGGAUAUGAAGGACUUUAUGAGUGCCGAGUUGAGUGAUGGUCGUGUGAAGGUGAGUUUUGACCUGGGCUCAGGCACCGGCUCGGACAUCAGCACCAAGAGACACAACGACGGCCGGUGGAAAUCUUUCACAUUGACCCGCGUGAAGAAAGAAGCUACGGUGACCAUUGUGGACGUAGACUCCAGCCAAGAGGAGAAGUUUGUGGUGACAUCACAAGGCUCCGCUACCGGGCUAAACCUUAAAGAAGAUGACAAGAUGUACUUUGGUGGUUUGCCGACCAUUGGAAAUUACAGUAUGAAAGCAAGGUCGGAGGUUUUCAAGAAGAGGUAUGCUGGCUGCAUGAGAGAUAUUGAGGUUUCCAGAACGCCCUACAACUUGCUGAGCAGCUUUGACUACACAGGACUGACCAAGGGCUGCUCUGUGGAGAACCUCCACACAGUGAGUUUCUCCAAACCGGGUCACAUGGAGCUGAGGUCCAUGUCCUUUGAUGUGGCCACGGAAAUCAGCUUGUCCUUCGCAACCAAGAGCGACAAGGGCAUCAUCUUGUUCGGUAGCGGGGCCGCCAGUGGGGCCGGCUCCCUGUUCCAGCUCCCCAAGAGGAAACGCAGGCAGUCUGGGGAGCCCUUCCUGGCUGUGUUGCUGAACAAGGGGACCCUGGAGGUUCUGGUGUUCACAGGCAGCCACAGCCCACGCAGGGUGGUCCGCAAGCCCGACCAGGGCGUCCUGCACGACGGGCGAGAACACACGCUCCGCAUCGAGAGGCUCAGCGGCAGGUCAUUCGCAGUCCAGGUGGAUGAGGAGUUGAAGAGGGAGCAGGCGCUCCCUAACGACCAGCCCAUGGGAGUCAACCGGCUGUUCAUCGGGGGCAUACCCCCUGACGUAGAGCUCAGCUCCCAGAGACCCAAUGUCCCAUUCCAAGGAUGCAUCUGGAACCUCAUGAUCAAUUCUGUCCUUACAGAUUUCUCCCAGCCUGUGGCCUUCGAGAACGCAGAGAUCGGCCAGUGUCCUAACCUGGCCCCUCCCGUUCCACCCCUGCCCCCACCAGAAGCGUCAGUCCGACCAGAGGUUCUGACUGUACCGUCACCCACACAGACGCCCAGACGGACACCUGCACCUUCCACUCUUUCAUGUGCUGCUGAGGCAUCUCCUGUGGUCUUAGAGAAAGCAAAGCAGUUUGGGCUCUCUAAAAACAGCCAUGUUGCAUUUGAGUUUGAUGACACUAAGGUGAAAAACAGGCUGAUCAUGGAAUUUGAGCUGAGGACCACGGCAGAGUCGGGCCUGGUGUUCUACAUGGCCCGGAUUAACCACGCUGACUUCGCCACCGUCCAGGUGAAGGAGGGUAUGGCCCACCUCGGCUACGACCUGGGCCACGGUAACACCUCCGUCAGCGUGCCGCGCAUCAUCAACGACGGCCACUGGCACAAGAUCCGGGUGAUGAGGGAGAAUCAGAGAGGUGUUUUAGUGAUAGACAACCGUUACUCCAAACACACCAUUAGCCCCAAGAAGGCUGAUAUCUUGGAUGUGGUUGGAAUGCUGUACAUUGGUGGUCUGCCUGUGAACUACACCACUAAGAGGAUUGGACCAGUCUUGUACAGUAUUGAUGGCUGCAUCAGAAACUUUAAGAUGUUGGGUAGUGUGUUGGACAUGGACAAGCCCACCUCCAGCCACCACGUGGGCAGCUGUUUCGUCAGCACUGAGAAAGGAACAUACUUCGAUGGCACAGGAUACAUCAAAGCAGUGGGGUCCUACAGGGUGGGUCUGGACGUGGGUCUGGAGCUGGAGUUCAGGACGGCUCAGAGCAAUGGGGUCCUGCUAGGAGUCAGCAGUCAGGUGGACAACAAGAUGAAGGGUCUGGGCAUUGAACUGCACAACGGCAAGCUGCUGUUCCACGUGGACAAUGGGGCGGGGCGGAUCACGGCUCAGUACGAGCCUGAAGCAGAGGCAGGCCUCUGUGACGGUCGGUGGCACUCAGUCACGGCCCACAAGCUACGCCACAGGCUGGAGCUCGUAGUGGACGGCAGGAAGGUGGAAGCAGAGAGCCCCAACGCCAGGUUCAACACCGUUGACACCAGUGACCCCAUUUACGUUGGGGGAUACCCAGAGGGGCUCAAGCAGUUUGGCCUGAUUACCAGCACUUCAUUUAAAGGCUGCAUGAGAGACCUGAAGAUAACCAAGGCAGCUAAAGUGUUUGAGGUUCAAUUCAACAAGGGUCUGGAGUUCAAGGGGGUUCAACCCCUCACCUGCCCGGCCACCACUGCCUAAACACAGUCUACCAAAGCCUGUCGCUGUCAGUCCAAACAGGAGCAACAAAACACUACUUACCAGACUGUAAUCCACCCUAAUGCUGGAUCAGAGGGGUAUAGCUUCAUACCCAGGGUUCAGACUGCUUUUUAGUGUCAGAUACCCUCCAAGUGAAUGGAACUUGUUGUAAGACGGCAUCAAACAAUGGGUCCUUUAGAGUACUACACAUCCCCCUUCUCUGUCCUACAAUCUGUGUGCCCUAUGGUGUCUGUCUGCCCUAUGGUGUCUGUCUGCCCUAUGGUGUCUGUCUGGUCACAUAUGAUGUAUCAUACUGUUUGCAUGGUGUGUUUGGAAUUUGUACUGUGUAACAACCUGCAGCAUUUAAAAUACACGCUUUGAAGGCAAGCAAAUAAUGUUCUUGUCUUUAUUAUAAUGUAAACUGGGACUUUUAUCCUACAGUCAAACCACCACUUAAUUUCACAUAGAUGAAUUUGGCAACAUUUACUUUUACAAGGAACUGGCGUAGUCUGCUGCCUUGCCUGAACUUCUGAAACAGAGAAACAUGUACUGUCAUCACACACAUGAUAUCUACAGUGUGGACCUGAAAUGGGAAGAUUUGUGAAAAUAAACUGCUAAGC
Messenger RNA from Esox lucius (northern pike), 10036 nucleotides. RefSeq names its product laminin, alpha 2 (gene lama2). The transcript has 65 exons. NCBI's taxonomy places the organism in Eukaryota, Metazoa, Chordata, Actinopteri, Esociformes, Esocidae. The record is from RefSeq and is a predicted model, not a curated record. Gene Ontology annotation, molecular function: extracellular matrix structural constituent; signaling receptor binding. Gene Ontology annotation, biological process: regulation of cell migration; regulation of embryonic development; regulation of cell adhesion. Bases 75 to 9419 code for a protein of 3114 amino acids. Gene Ontology annotation, cellular component: basement membrane.